Molecule: messenger RNA, 2958 nt
Organism: Halichondria panicea
Lineage: Eukaryota; Metazoa; Porifera; Demospongiae; Suberitida; Halichondriidae
Product: serine/threonine-protein kinase PLK4-like
Exons: 14
Coding region: 146-2821 (891 amino acids)
Biological process (GO): mitotic spindle organization; protein phosphorylation
Cellular component (GO): kinetochore; centrosome; cytoplasm
Molecular function (GO): protein binding; ATP binding; protein serine/threonine kinase activity
Source: RefSeq, a predicted model, not a curated record
CGACCCUUUUGAAAUAAGAGGAGGACCAUUUUGCGCAAUUGCCUUUACUUCUGUGUUUACAGCACUAUAUCGUAGAAGUAGCUUGUGUAGCAGUGUAGUUCAUUGUACUAAGUGAAAUGGCUCCCUACUGUAACCAAAAACUAUCAUGAACUCGAAUUUUGGUGACUCCAUUGAGGACUACUCAGUGCUGGAUCUGGUGGGUAGGGGAGGGUUUGCCUGUGUAUACAGAGCCAAGAGCAAGCACAAUGGGCAGGAGGUAGCCAUCAAGAUGAUUGACAAAAAGCUGAUGCAGGCUGCAGGAAUGGUGGCACGGGUGAAGAACGAGGUGGAGAUACACAGUCGACUCAAGCACCCUGCCGUCCUGGAGUUGUACAACUACUUUGAGGAUGCCAACUAUGUCUACCUGGUGGUGGAGAUGUGUCACAAUGGAGAGCUCAACCGGUACCUCAAGAACACUCAGACAAGGCUCAGAGAGAAUGAUGCUCGUCGCAUAUUCCGCCACGCUGUCGAAGGGCUGCUCUACCUCCACUCCCACAAGAUCCUGCAUAGGGACCUCAGUCUCUCCAACCUCCUUCUCACUAAGAACAUGGAUGCUAAAAUUGGUGACUUUGGUUUAGCUGCUCAACUGAAAGCUUCGGAUGAAAAGCACUAUACAAUGUGUGGUACCCCAAACUAUAUAGCACCGGAGGUGGCCAGUAGGGGCCCUCAUGGCCUGGAGUGCGAUGUGUGGUCACUGGGCUGCAUGCUAUACACGCUGCUUGUUGGUCAUCCGCCAUUCGACAUGGAUGGUGUAAAAAACACUCUAAACAAAGUGGUGGCUGCAGACUUUGAGAUUCCAAGCCAUCUAUCUUCUGAAGCUAAAGACUUAAUCAUCUGUCUCUUGAAGAAGCAUCCUGCUCACAGGCUGAGACUCGCGCAGAUACUUGAUCAUCCAUUUAUGAUGGAGCAAUCCUCAACUUCGCAAGAAACACCUCUACCAAGAAGCCAGCCUUCAAUCAGAGGGGCUCACCCACUCUCACAAGCCUCCCUGGAUAGCGGGCAAUACACAAUGUCCUCGUCUCAAAGUGUCAACAGAAGUGGACCAAUGAGAGCAACUGUUCGACCUCACGGCAUCGAGAAUCACAUCCCACCAACAACACUCUGUUCCACUGUGUCCACCAGCACUCAGAGCAGCGGACCCAGUCCCUCCCGACAUCAGUCUAUGACCUCUACACACUCGAGUCAGUCCAAAAAAUCCACCCCUGGCCACAGAAAGACACACAGUGUCGACAGCUUAAAAUCUAAGCAUCCUUUUCAAAAUCACUCAAACUCUCAAUCCAGUCAACUGUUGGGCACCAAACACUAUUCUAUAAGCUGUGAGGAUUUAAGGCAAGGCAAUAAAGAGAACACACCCACACAGAGCCGGAGGGCCAAGAGUGACUUUGAUUCUGGAAGAGCUACCACACACCAUCGUACAAACUCAACGCGGAGGCCACUUGAAGAAAAAUAUCAUGCAAAUUCAGCCCAUCCAUUCAAAGACAGGACAAAUGUUCGGUCACGAUCAGAAGAGAAAAAAACGAGUGAGAAGAGAGCUGUCGAAAGUUUGAAGGAGCUGGUCCCACCACUAAAUGCUGCGAGGCUGAGACCAAUAAAACAGCAGACCAGGAGUGCCAUUGUGAGCGUCUCAAGCAGCAACAAGGUGUGCCUCCAGUUCAUCCGUCGUCCACUCGGUUCAGCCAGCAGCUCAGUGAGUCUGAUCUCAGCAACCACCACAGGCACAGCACGACCAUCCACUAGGAGCAGCGAGGAGGUCACCGAGGUUGUCCAGAUAUCAACCAAUGGGAUGAAUAUUGAGGUUCUCCGACCCAUGAAGUCCACACGUAGUGUCCACAACCCCUCUCCAGAGCAUGAGGGAUUCUAUCUUCAUGCCUUCUACAGCUACCAUGACCUGCCCCAACGCUAUUGGAAAAAGUACCAGUACGCCAGUCAGUUUGUGGGGCUUGUGAGAGCCAAGACGCCCAAGGUCACCCUCUACACAGACCUGGCUAAGUGUAUGCUCAUGGAGAAUGGAGGCAACCCUGACUACGAAGCAUGCUUCUAUAACGGUGCCAAAAUCCACAAAUCUGGUGGCAAGCUGCGUUGUAUAGAGGUGGGCGGGGUGAGCUACACGCUAGAGGAAGAGCCCCUGGAGGUACCUGCAGGGAUAGCCUCGUGUCUAGAUCAUGCCAACCAAACCCUACAAAAAUGUAAAGAUGUCGAGUCUGCUAUAACAAAUUUAGAGAAGCAGUCUUCGAAUGAGAGUUUCUUUCCUGUGACCAUUCGGAGAAGACCGCAGAAGGAUGUGGGUAGCAACGUGAGUAGCCCAAGUUCCUCACUACCUCGGACCUGUACAAGCAGUCCUGUGUCAGUGAGCACUGUGUGUCAGUCAUCACCGUCUGAGCUACCACUACAACAGCACCUACACAUGCGUGGCUGCGAGAUUACCCCGACAGAGUCUUCCUACCAGAAGCCCUCCUCACAUCUCUCCACCACAAGCACCCUGAGAGCACCUCCACACACUGCCAGCAGUAGGUCCAGAGCUGAGGAUCCAAUACUCUUGAAGAGUAUGUAUGUGGAUGGAGCAGGAUGGGCAUCACAAAUGUCCUCUGGAGAAGUGUGGGUGCAAUAUAACGAUGGCUCAAAGGUCAAAAUGCAGCCUAGUCCAGGGGCUGCAGCACUAACAUACACAGACCCUCAAGGGCAGGAGAUACGGUUUGGUAAGAACGACAAGCUCCCAGUGACUGUAAAAGCCAAGUUUGCAUGCCUACCCAAAGUCAUUGACAGUUUUGUGAAACAAACUUAAUCCAUGUAUAUAUAAUUAUUAUGAUGUAUAGCUAUAACUAUUUAUUGAACUGUUACCACUUUUUAUGUCAGCCUUUAUGCUAGCUUCGAUUCAUUCACUGUAUGUACUCAAUAUGUUCCAUGUUCAACAUGACUCCA